CCUUCACGCACAUCAGUCGUGAAGCCAACAAUCUCCCAUGGCCACCACCAAGGCCAUAGCCAGAGACGAAUCCGAUUAUGAUAGUAGCUGCUCCUCCCUCACCACCGUUCCAGAAUCCAGCCGGAGCUGGAUGACCAACCUCAGCUUCAGCAGCCGUCGCCGCAGCAGCUCCGUCUCCGUUUGUUCCUCCACCACCACAGAUACCACCACCUCCUCCUCUCUGUCUCACGGCUCCCACGCCAAGCCUCACAAGGCCAACCAAGCAGCAUGGGAGGCCAUGUCCCGCCUUCGCCGCGACAGUAACGGCCAACUCGGCCUCCACCACUUCCGCCUUCUCCGGCGCCUCGGCGGCGGCGACAUAGGCAACGUCUACCUCUGUCAGAUCAGGAACCCCCUCGUUGUGGGGUCGAAACAGAGUCUCUACGCCAUGAAAGUGGUUGACAGAGAAGCGCUUUCGGUGAGAAACAAGUUGCAGAGAGCUGAGAUGGAGAAGGAGAUUCUGGGCAUGCUUGAUCAUCCAUUUCUGCCCACUUUAUAUGCUGAGUUUGAGGCGUCUCAUUACUCUUGCUUGGUCAUGGAGUUCUGUCCCGGUGGAGAUUUGUAUGCUUCUCGCCAGCGUGAGCCAGGGAAGCGAUUCAGCAUUCAAUCGGCCAAGUUUUAUGCAGCUGAGACACUGUUGGCUUUGGAGUAUCUUCACAUGAUGGGCAUUGUGUAUAGAGAUUUGAAGCCAGAGAACGUGCUGGUGAGAGAGGAUGGGCACAUUAUGCUCUCAGAUUUUGAUCUCUCUCUCAAAUGCGACGUCGUUCCCAAGCUCUUGAGAAGUAAAUCAAGUUUCAAGACGAUUCCAAGGAGCUCUUCAUCAACAUCAUCAUCUCCUGCCUGCGCCGCCCCCAUGCAAUCAUGUUUCUCAUCAGCAUCAUUUCGCAGCAAGAGCAAGAGAGAAAGUAGAGUCAUAACAAUCAUAAGAGAAAAUGUUUCAGUCCAAAAAGAACAAGAAGAAAAAGAUGACGAGGACGACAUUGAUGAUAAUGAUGAUGAUGAACCUGAGCUAGUGGCAGAGCCUAUCAAUGCCAAGUCUAUGUCAUUUGUAGGGACUCAUGAGUACCUAGCACCAGAGGUGAUUUCAGGGCAAGGCCAUGGGAGCGCAGUGGAUUGGUGGACUUUUGGAGUGUUCUUGUAUGAGAUGUUAUAUGGAAGAACACCCUUCAAAGGUGAGAACAAUGGGAAAACACUCAUAAACAUCCUGAAGCAGUCAUUGGCUUUCCCCAGAAUUGCAGCUAGCAGCAGCAAGGAGUAUGAAGAGAUGGUGAGAGUUCAAGACCUGAUAAGCAAACUAUUGGUGAAGAAUCCCAAGAAGAGAAUUGGAAGCUGCAUGGGUUCUGUUGAGAUCAAAAGGCAUGAGUUCUUCAGAGGUGUGAAUUGGGCUCUGAUUAGAUCAAUUAAACCUCCUGAGGUUCCUGCUGAUAUGAACAAGAUUAGAAGUAGCAGAGUUUUGAUGCCAAAACUAAGCAAGAAAGAUAGGGAUCAACCCUAUCAGAUUACUCAUCAUUUUGACUACUUCUAACUGUAAAAUGUAAAUAGUUUAGGCCCCCCCAAAAAAAAAGGCUUGCAAAUAUGUGUUUGUCAAGAAAGAAAUUAAGGGUUCUGUUCAGCACCCUUUUUUCCGUACUAAAGAGAGAAAUUAUUAGAAAAUUAAUAUGUGACCAAGGCACCAUACAUUGAAUUUACUUUGUUUA
Messenger RNA from Prosopis cineraria, 1736 nucleotides. RefSeq names its product protein kinase PINOID 2. The transcript has 2 exons. The record is from RefSeq and is a predicted model, not a curated record. Gene Ontology annotation, molecular function: ATP binding; protein serine/threonine kinase activity. The coding region runs from base 38 to 1564 and encodes 508 amino acids. Gene Ontology annotation, biological process: protein phosphorylation. Lineage: Eukaryota; Viridiplantae; Streptophyta; Magnoliopsida; Fabales; Fabaceae. Gene Ontology annotation, cellular component: cytoplasm; plasma membrane; nucleus.